This is a messenger RNA of Cercocebus atys (sooty mangabey), 3120 nucleotides long. It is a transcript of the gene CCDC91, whose product is annotated as coiled-coil domain containing 91. Lineage: Eukaryota; Metazoa; Chordata; Mammalia; Primates; Cercopithecidae. The transcript has 12 exons. Bases 902 to 2146 code for a protein of 414 amino acids. Gene Ontology annotation, biological process: Golgi to lysosome transport. The record is from RefSeq and is a predicted model, not a curated record. Gene Ontology annotation, cellular component: trans-Golgi network.
GCCUCAGGUGAUCAGCCUACCUCAGCCUUCCAAAGUGCUGGGAUUACAGGCGUGAGCCACCGAAUACGUAAAAGUUGCUGGAGUCUGGAAAAUAUCAGUGGUCACUAGUAUGUUCUUUUGCAGAGCUAAAUCAGAACUUAGGAAACUGACGGUAUUAGGUUCAUUACCACAGUCAAACAAGCUGAAAUGAUUGUUAGACGUGGAUAUUUUUAUUUUCAAAUUUUCUAUCACCUUACAUAUAAUUUAUUGGGAAGUGACUUAAGAAAACACAUAGAAGCAUUACUCUAAAAAUUCCAUUCUUUUGAAACCAUAUUGUUUGAGUAUAGCAUAUGUAGAUGCUAAAGAUUUUUUGUUUCUUGAGAUUCAUGGCAUACAUGUGGGAAAGAGAAAGUUGGUGUUUAUAGUUUGACUUGGUUAAUUCUUAAUGUCCAUAUCACUCUUCUUUCAUAAUUUCUUCAUAAAAAAUGUAGCCACAUACAGAUUUCUGUUCACUUGCAACACAAAAUAAUGUGAGUUCCAUUUCAAACUAAGCAUCAUCAAAAGUUUCUGAAAGUCUGGUUUAUGUUUUUUAAGUGCUAUAUGUGGAUGACCUGCUUAGUUUUAAUUUUUGGAGAAAUACAUUUUAUAAAAAAUUUUCAUCAAAUUGCUAAGAUUGUGAGUAAUGGUAAUGAUACCAUGAUUAUAUUCUGCUUAAUUUAAUACCUUUCCUAUUUAUAAUAUGUUUCUGUCUAAAUAUAUAUUUUUUAGUGUCAUUACCUACUGAGUUUCUGUGAAAAUAAUUUGCUUUGCCUAUUAAGAGAGUCCUUGAAGUUAAUGUUUUCACUGUUUUUUUCUUUGACAGUUUUUUGAAUUUUGUUUUUGAAGGUGUUAGCACUAGUUUCGAGAAGGUGCCACUUGAAGAAUGGAUGAUGAUGAUUUUGGUGGUUUUGAGGCUGCGGAGACUUUUGAUGGUGGAAAUGGUGAAACUCAAACAACAUCUCCUGCUAUUCCUUGGGCCGCCUUUCCUACAGUAUCUGGAGUCCAUCUUUCACCAUCUUCUCCUGAGAUUGUACUGGACCAUGACCACUCUUCUGCCAUUGGCUGCCUCUCUUCUGAUGCCAUUAUUUCAUCACCAGAGAAUACACCAGAAAACAGCAUUGUGAGUCAGACUAUUCCUAAAGCACAGAUUCAGCAAUCAACACACACUCAUCUGGAUAUCUCACUUUUUCCAUUGGGUUUAACUGAUGAAAAAAGUAAUGGAACAAUUGCCCUUGUGAAUGAUUCUGAGGAUCCUGGAGCCAAUGUAUCUAACAUACAGCUUCAGCAAAAAAUUUCAAGUCUGGAAAUUAAACUCAAAGUAUCUGAAGAAGAAAAACAGAGAAUUAAAAAGGAUGUGGAAUCAUUGAUGGAAAAGCAUAAUGUCUUAGAAAAAGGCUUUCUAAAAGAAAAAGAGCAAGAGGCCAUUUCUUUUCAAGAUAGAUACAAAGAACUUCAGGCACUACUGCAGUCUUCAGUUAAGCAACAAGUAGAAGCUAUUGAAAAACAGUACAUUUCUGCAAUUGAGAAACAGGCACACAAGUGUGAGGAGUUGCUAAAUGCUCAGCAUCAGAGGCUCCUUGAAAUGCUAGAUACAGAGAAGGAACUGUUAAAAGAAAAAAUAAAGGAAGCUUUGAUUCAGCAUUCUCAAGAACAGAAGGAAAUAUUGGAGAAAUGUUUGGAGGAAGAAAGGCAAAGAAAUAAAGAGGCAUUAGUAUCCGCUGCAAAGCUUGAAAAAGAAGCAAUGAAGGAUGCCGUUUUAAAAGCCAUAGAAGAAGAAAGAAAACAUUUGGAAAAAGCCCAUGCUGAAGAAAGGGAAUUAUGGAAGACAGAACAUGCAAAAGAUCAAGAAAAAGUAUCUCAGGAAAUUCAAAAAGCUAUACAAGAACAAAGAAAAAUAAGUCAGGAAACUGUUAAGGCAGCAAUAAUAGAAGAGCAGAAACGAAGUGAAAAGGCUGUGGAAGAGGCAGUGAAAAGAACAAGAGAUGAAUUGAUAGAGUAUAUAAAAGAACAGAAAAGGCUCGAUCAAGUCAUCCGCCAAAGAAGCCUGUCCAGUUUGGAACUGUUCCUCUCCUGUGCACAGAAACAGUUAAGUGCUUUAAUAGCUACGGAACCAGUUGACAUUGAAUAAAAAGAGCACAACAAGCAAACCCACACUGGCAUUGGAUACAUCAUAUUACACCUUCAAAAUACAUGCUCUGAAUUAUAAAGAUGUGUUUGUUUUCUUUCCGAAUCAUGUAGAAUUGAUUUCCAGUUCAAGGAUAAACCAAAACAAUAUUUAGAAUUAUCAAGUGAUCUAAUUUAUUUUCUUUUGGUUUCUUCUUUACAUUUACUUUUAUUUUAGUAGUAGUAGUAGUAGUAGCAGCAACAGAGUAUGAUACGACCCAAAAGCCAUUGUAAAGUGCCACAUUAUCAAAAUUAAUUAAGUAAACUUUAUAGCCUGUGGUAGUCUAUUAUAUAUUAUUUUGCAAAAGUAGUAAAUAUAUUAUUGUUUCAUGAUGACUCUUGAUGAGAUGCUAGAAUGUAAUCAUACAUUUAUCUUAUCUUGAGGAUAGAAAUAGCAUGGAUUUCAACAUCACCUGUUUAUCUGUAUAAUUGGAAAUAAAACACCAAUAUGAUAGAGAAUCAUUCCGGCAUUACCUACUUCUUUUCUGCAGUUGGAUCUAUGUAUUUUCAUUGGUCUACUGAAAACAAACAAUACAAUUAAAAGCACUAAAGAUUAUUAUAUUAAUUCAGCUUUGAUCUGAUAUAUCACUUAAAGGAGUGUGUGUGAUAUAUGCCUGUUUCCUAUUUCUGCUCUUUAAAGGCACUUUGAAUCAAUGAAACCAUUAGUCUGCAAAUCAAAUUAUGAACUUAAUCCCUAUUUUUAGGAAUUCAGGUUCAAGUACAGGAUAUAUGAAAUCUUUUCCCAGUAUUUCAGAAUGUAUUUAAUUCACAGGCAGUAUACGUCAAUGUAAAAUCAUGAAUAUUUUUAAUUCAAAACUAAAAUGUCAUUAAUAUGUAUGUAUGCAAAUGUUUUAUCUUAUUUUCUGAAAUGCAUCUACUUUCUUGGGCUUUGUACUUUUUUGAGAUUUCUCAGUGUAAUAAAAAGAGCUCCCAAACUUA